Molecule: messenger RNA, 1536 nt
Organism: Boleophthalmus pectinirostris (great blue-spotted mudskipper)
Lineage: Eukaryota; Metazoa; Chordata; Actinopteri; Gobiiformes; Gobiidae
Product: cysteine-rich secretory protein LCCL domain-containing 1-like
Exons: 14
Coding region: 1-1536 (511 amino acids)
Cellular component (GO): extracellular region
Source: RefSeq, a predicted model, not a curated record
AUGACUUUUCCCUUUGAGGGCUGGAUUGGAGUGACCAGCUUGCUCUUGUGUUUGAGCCAGACAGUCAUUUCUAUGGUCCUCCCUAACAAUACAAGGCUGGAGUCUAUUCUGGACAAGUACUGGGAUAAGGAUGAAGAGUGGUGGAGGGCUCGCUCAAGAGGAAAGAGAGCCAUCACUGAAGGAGACAUGCACCUUAUACUGGACCUGCACAACAAGCUGCGUGGCCAAGUGCAUCCUCCGGCAUCCAAUAUGGAGUACAUGGUUUGGGAUUAUGAGCUGGAGCGGAGUGCAGAGCAUUGGGCGCACACCUGUCGAUGGGAGCAUGGCCCCAGUCACAUGUUGACACAAAUAGGACAAAACCUUGGAGCACACUGGGGAAGGGACCGUCCCCCAACCUUCCAUGUGCAGGCUUGGUAUGACGAGGUGAGGUACUAUAGUUACCCCUACGCCCAGGAGUGUAAUCCUCACUGUCCAUUCAGGUGCUCUGGACCAGUCUGCACACACUACACUCAGUUGGUGUGGGCCACUAGUAAUCGCAUAGGCUGUGCCAUCAAUGUUUGUUACAACAUGAAUGUGUGGGGAAUGAUCUGGGCCAAAGCUGUCUACCUCGUGUGCAACUAUUCUCCACCUGGCAAUUGGUGGGGCCAUGCGCCUUACAAAUAUGGAUCUCCCUGCUCUCAAUGUCCAGCCAGUUAUGCAGGGGGGUGUAGGGACAACCUCUGUUACAAAGAUGGUGGUGUUGACAGACGGCCUGCUCCAGAGCUUGAGGAAACCAACUACAUUGAACCUGAGCCUGAACCAGAUCCGGUCCGAGAGAGAGAUCCAGAGCCCCGGGCCCAGUCCCCGGACCCCCCUCGUCAUGACAACACUCAGAGAAACCAGGUGGUCAGCACUGAGCAGAUGAGUCAGCAGGUGGAGUGUGACACAAAAUUGAGAGAUCAAUGCAAAGGGACCACUUGUAACAGAUAUGAAUGUCCACCUGGCUGCUUGGACAGACCUGGUAAAGCUGUUGGAAGUGGCUAUUACGACAUGCAAUCCAGUGUAUGUGCAGCAGGACUACAUGCUGGAGUCAUUGACAAUGAUGGAGGAUGGCUGGAUGUGAGCAGACUGGGCAGAAAACCACAUUUCACUAAAUCAUACAAGAAUGGUAUUCAGUCAGUAGGAAAGAACAGAAGUGCAAAUUCGUUUAAAGUUGAGAAAGUGCCAGUUAAGGCUGUCACCUGCGACACUACCGUUGCUCUAUAUUGCCCUUUCAAGAAACCUGUCAGGCAUUGUCCAAGGUUAUACUGCCCUAGGAAUUGUCUUCAUCAGAGUCAAGUUCGAGUGAUUGGAACAAAAUAUUACUCUGACAAAUCUAGUAUUUGCCGAGCAGGAGUCCAUGCAGGGGUCAUCCAGAAUGAGUCGGGGGGUUACCUGGAUGUGAUGCCCGUGGACAGGAGGAGGCUGUACAAAGGCAGUCACCAGAACGGCAUCACAUCAGAAACGCUUCUAAAUCCGACGACUGGAAAAGCAUUUCGAGUGUUUGCAGUCAUCUGA